This is a messenger RNA of Closterium sp. Yama58-4, 1428 nucleotides long. The record is from the annotation of a GenBank genome assembly. NCBI's taxonomy places the organism in Eukaryota, Viridiplantae, Streptophyta, Zygnematophyceae, Desmidiales, Closteriaceae.
AUGGCUGGACCUAGCUUCUGGUCCCGUGCUGCUCUCACUGCCUUUCAUCCCCCCGCCUCUUCUUCCCUUCCCCCUUACGUCCCUCCAACCCCCGGCUCCCCCUCCCACCAGUCCACCAUCCCGCUGUCCAACACGGACACGCUGUACGCGGCAGCAUGGCUGGACCUCGCCUCAGGGCCGCUGCUGCUCUCCCUGCCGCUGGUGGCCCAGCCGCGCUACUACAGCGCGCUGCUGCUCGACCCCUACAGCGACGUCCUUGCUGUGUUCGGUGCCCGCACCCAUGGGGCCGGGCCGCUGGCGUCAGGCAGGCGCAGCAGGGGGAGGAGGAGGGGGCGGAGGGGGGGUGGGGGUGGGGGUGGGGGAGGGGGUGGGGGUGGGGGAGGGGGAGGGGGAGGGGGCGGGGGAGGGGUAGGGGGCGGGGGAGGGGGAGGGGGAGGGGGAGGGGGAGGGGGAGGGGGAGGGGGAGGGGGAGGGGGAGGGGGAGGGGAGAAGGCAUCGAGCAGCAGCGACACCGUGCUGGGCGUGAGCAGCAGGACUCGCAGUGUGUUUGUGAUCGUGCGCGUGCUGGUGGCGGGGCCUGAUGACGUGGCAGUUGCCAGCAGCCUGCUCAGCAACGUCACUCUCACGCGCCCCACCACCAACGCCCCUCCCACCCCCCUGCCACCGCCCGACCUCUCUGCGCUGGCGGGGCUGCCAGAUGGCAUGCAGCGAUUGGUGCUCAUCGACCGCACACUACAGGACAACCCGCCCGCCCAAGACGAGGCUAACCUCAGGGCACUCAACCAGCUGGCAGCCAUAGGCAUCUCCUCCUCGGGGCCGCCCUUCUCCCCCGCCGCCCUCUCGCCGCUGCAGCGCUCCGCGCUCACGCAGGCGUACACAGUAGCGAACGUGACAAUAAGGGGCGCGUACACGCUGAUGCUGCUGGGCGUGAACCGCUCCGUGGUGGUCAACCGCUGGCUCGCUGACACGUCGCUGGGCUACUACGGCGAUCGAUUUCUGUUCCGAGCAGCCUUCUCAUCCACAGGCGGGCUGGGAGCGCUGCCCGCCUCUGAGUCCCUCUACUUCUUCACCUGGCAGGGGCCCUUCGGCCUGCGCUACGACGGCAGCUCUGCCAACUACUCCUUGCACCUCUCUCCACCGCCCGUCACCGCUUGCGGCUUCUGGUCACUCACAGUGUACGACGCGGACGGGUUCCUUCCCGAGGGCAUGUGGCGGAGCAGCAUCGGGGAUCGCACCAAGGGGUUGGCGUACAACCCGGACGGCACACUCACUGUUCCCAUCCAGCUGGCCGCGCCGGCCAAUGCGAGUGUGGGCGGCAACUGGCUGCCGACACCGAAUGCAACGUUUUCAGUGGUGCUGAGAGUGUACAGCCCCACUGAGAGCGUGCUGAAUGGGGACUGGCGGCCUGAGGCCGUGCAGUUGGUGUGA